CCCCCCUGCCGACGUACGACGCCGGCCUCUCACUCAGAGCUCCCGCCGCGGCCGGCCGGAGGGACGUCGUCGAUAUCAAUCCCUAGCUCGCUAGCUGCGCAUACGUCGUACGCACGUACCUAGCUUAACAACAAUCACGCCAUGGGGAAGCGCAGCGCCCCCCGCUACCCCGAGGACGAGAACAAAGGCGGCGGCGUGUGCUGCUGCUUGUGCGGCUGCUGCUGCUUCCUCUUAGUCCUCCUUGCAUUAUUGGCCGGCGCGGCGGCCUACCUCUUCUACACCAUGAAGCCCAAGCCGCCGUCCUACUCCGUGAGCAAGAUGGCCGUCUCCAAGUUCGACUUCAGCUCCUCCGACCUCACGCUCUACACUAAGCUCGUCGCCACCGUCCGCGCCGAGAACCCCAACGACAAGAUCGGCAUCAAGUACGCGGACGGCUCCCACACCGUCGUCUCCUACCGCGGCACGCCGCUGUGCUCCGGCAAGCUCCCCACCUUCUUCCAGGGCCACAACAACGUCACCAUGCUGGAGAUCUCCAUGGAGGGGCGCCACGGGUUCGGGUCCGGCCUGCAGGAGGCGCUCGAGGAGAGCGAGAAGGCCGGCAACGUGCCGCUCGACGUGUACGUCACCGUGCCGGUGCAGCUGCAGCUGGAUACCUACGACCUGCAUCAGAUCAAGGUGAACGUGCACGCGGCUCUCGUCGUCGACAGCAUAUCGCCCAAGAAGCCGCCUACCAUCAAGUCGGCCACUUACCAGGGCAACGUAGAGUUCUGAUGUGGUACUCAAUUACCGGAGGGCUGGGUUAAUCGACUACUCAUGCAGGGAUUAACCUUUUGCUCUUCGACA
Molecule: messenger RNA, 843 nt
Organism: Triticum urartu
Lineage: Eukaryota; Viridiplantae; Streptophyta; Magnoliopsida; Poales; Poaceae
Product: NDR1/HIN1-like protein 6
Biological process (GO): defense response to other organism
Cellular component (GO): plasma membrane
Source: RefSeq, a predicted model, not a curated record